This is a messenger RNA of Symbiodinium pilosum, 408 nucleotides long. The record is from the annotation of a GenBank genome assembly. Lineage: Eukaryota; Dinophyceae; Suessiales; Symbiodiniaceae.
AUGGCUUCGAUCGGGCUUCCUGUUCCGCCUGGCUUCACCCUGACAACGGAGGUUUGCACAUACUACUACCAGAACGACUGUCAAUAUCCUGCUGACCUCAAGGAGCAGGUGAAGAAGGCCCUGGCUCUCAUCGAAACAAGGACUGGGCGCAAGUUCGGGGACGCCGCAAAUCCCUUGCUGGUCUCCGUGCGCUCCGGCGCUCGUGCCUCCAUGCCUGGCAUGAUGGACACCGUGCUGAAUCUUGGUCUGAACGACACGACAGCAGAGGCACUUGCCAAGCAGUCCGGAGACCGGCGUUUUGCCUUCGACAGCUAUCGCCGCUUCGUGCAGAUGUACUCAGACGUGGUGCUGGGCAUUGAGCUUCACAACUUCGAGAAGCUCCUGGAACGGUCCAAGAAGAAGCGAGGA